Molecule: messenger RNA, 1368 nt
Organism: Aspergillus lentulus
Lineage: Eukaryota; Fungi; Ascomycota; Eurotiomycetes; Eurotiales; Aspergillaceae
Source: RefSeq, a predicted model, not a curated record
AUGCCCUCUUCCAAUCAUCAUGAUGAGCAGCCAAGAGUAGCGAAACCUGGUAUUUCUCUUAAAAAGGCUCUGAUCGGCGGCAGUGGUCUGGCUCUCCUGGCCUCUGGCAACCUUGGGCAAGCAACAGCAAGUCCUGAUGGCGCAUUAGCUGUCAGAAAUCCAGGCCAACCUGACUCUGCCACUGUUCCUACUGCGCUUGAGGGGACAUAUCAUGAAGCAGAUGCUCAACAAGAGUCAGAGGAUAUGUCAUUUUCGCCAUCCGCAAGUGUCUUACCAGAAGUUCCUGUUAAUCGCCCCCGUACACCACAGGGCAGAGGAAGAGGAAGAGGGGGAAACCCCCGUGGUGGACGUGUUUUAAGACGUGCUGUUCGUCGAGAGACAAUCAAUGAAGAAGAUGAAAUGCUUCCCCGUUCGGCCCAACGCGGCAGAGGGUGCGGCGUCGUCCGUGGUGGUUGUGGCAGGGGGGCAGGGAGAGGAGUGGGACGCCGCAGCCCUCCAAACCAGGCUAUGCAUACUGUUGAUGAAAAUGAGGAAGAUGCACAUUCGCCAAAGGUAAUAACAAAGAAGAUAAUCGCGCUGGAUGUGUAUUCCAACGAUACCAAACUUCAGGCGUACGCUGAAGCACUAGGGCAAUACGUCUUCUGCCCUCUUCAUAGAGAACACGAAAUGCCAACGCACGUCAAGAAUUGGAUAUCUCAAAUUCAAGCAAUCCGCGCUUCGAACAAAUUAGCCGAGUCAAUUUCAACAGACCCAGCCGCAAUAAAGAUUGUCUAUCCCAAGCAUCUUAUUGGAGAUGACAUCUACGACCUUCCAAAUAUUGAGCAGAGAGGUGAUAAUAAUCUGCUAAAUUCCCUAGGGAGGCAUUUCACUGACCCGUCUGGCAUACAGGCGUUGAAGCCCAAGUCAGGACCGUCGGAGGGACAUGUUUAUGCGUAUGAAGUUGAGGGAAACCCAGGCUUCGUGAAGAUCGGUUACACAAGCUUCACGGUUCAGAAGAGAUUCGAAGAAAUUGCCUUCAUCUGCAACAGGAAGCCGAUAGGAAUUUAUCCUAUCCCGACAAACAUAAGCAAUACAAUCAAAAACCCUAAACUAGUCGAGGCCUUGUGCCACGCGCAGCUUCGAGAGCACCAAGUAACGGUGGACUGUCAUGCUUGCCUGCGCAAGCACAAGGAAUGGUUUCGUGUCUCCCGGGAGGACGCAAUUAGCACUGUCCAGAAAUGGUCGAGCUGGAUGGAGAAAGUCGCAGCCGAGCCGGUCUGGAGGCAAUGGUUAGAUCAUAAAAUUCAAAAUACCCAGGAUCUGGGGCAGCUAUUGAAGGAGUUGGAAAGGGGAUGCUCUAUGAGCACUUUGUGUCCUGAGAAGGUCUGA